GGAUUGAAGAGUCAAGCAGAAGGUGGCCAAGGCUUUUCUGCUUGAGCCACUCCAAACACGCAAAAGACCCAGGCCCCUGAUGCCCGCUAUCUCAAUAUCUACAUCAACCUCCCAGUCUGCACCUUGCUUCAACCUCACAUCGUUCACUACUUCCGUUCAUUGCAAAAGCUACUCGCCCUUCUACCUCACGACUACCUUUUCGAACUCGGAUUCGUCGCCAUAAUAUCCGUCGCCAUCAACAUUCCCUUAUUCUACACUACUGGCCGUCGACAUCCGGCCCCUACACGGCGACUUCUAUACUAAUUCCAUGGCCCGUUAACUCGACGCCAUCUACAUACGACCCAGGAACAUAAAAACUAGCUACAGCCCAAGGACUUUCCGUGGAUUUUCUCCCAGGACAUUGCCUUUUGGUUUGAGGACGUUGUUCCAGUAGAGAAGGCCGUUUUCUCUUGAUUCCUUUCCUUAUCUCUGUUGCCUUUUAAGAUCCAGUCCCGGUUUUACCAGGAAAGGACCAUAAUCUGUCGCAUACCAUGCAUAAUGUGGCAGCGUACGGGUAUCCCACGCCUCCGGCAUCCCCCGCCUACGACAACACCAAGUGUGCUUUCCAACAACCACCACUAGCUGUGCCUCCUGUUUGCCAACCUCGAUACACUCCAGUUGCCCCGGAAGAUAGAUUAGGAAAGUUCCUUGGAGAAAGCCUGCAGUUGAUAGGAAUUAUUGGAACCGGUGCCUAUGGCGUGGUCUACCUGGCGGUCGACGUCAAGACUGGAGUCCGAUAUGCAGUAAAGACGCUCAGCAAAUUCAACGCAGACGGAUCACCUCUGGAUCGACGGCAAAUUGCCUUUCAGCACCGGGAACUACGCUUACACUAUAUGGCCUCGGCGCAUCCUAACGUUGUUUCCAUGCACAAAAUUGUUGACGACCCGGAUUGCAUAUAUGUUAUCCUGGAGUAUUGCCCGGAAGGUGACCUUUUCCUCAACAUCACAGAAAGAGGACAAUAUGUGGGUAAGGAUGCAUUGGUCAAGAGCGUAUUCCUGCAGAUCCUGGACGCCGUUGAGCACUGCCAUAACCUGGGGAUCUAUCACCGCGACUUAAAACCUGAGAAUAUCUUAGUUUCGAACCGGGGAGACACGGUAAAGUUGGCAGACUUCGGCUUGGCGACCUCAUCAGACCGGUCCGAAGACUACGGAUGUGGUUCGACUUUUUAUAUGUCACCAGAAUGUCUGGACCCAUCAUCCCGAAGGCCAUUUUAUUACUGCGCCCCAAAUGAUGUCUGGAGCCUUGGUGUUAUCCUAGUAAACUUGACCUGUGGUCGUAAUCCGUGGAAGCAAGCCUCCUUUGAAGAUUCCACGUAUCGUGCCUACACCAGGAGUCAGGAUUUCCUACGGACUAUUUUGCCAUUGUCGGAUGACCUCAACAAUAUACUAGGACGGAUAUUUACCCGCAACCCAGACCACAGAAUUACGUUACCAGAACUCCGGAACAGCAUCCUCGCCUGUUCCAGAUUUACGAUUUCACCUAAUGCGCCUGCUCCCCAAGCGGCGCUCCCAACACCGCCCACUUCGCCUGGGCCCAUCGAAUACGUUGACUGCGAAGAAGCCAUUGUCGAAGACUUGAGCUACGAUUCGCCACUAUCACCCUCCGCUUCGGAUUCCGAUACGGAGUCCAUAUGUUCAUCCGACGAUGGAUCUCUUACCUCGAGUGUUUCGACUAUCGACGACAUAGACGACGACGACGACUUCGUUAUCACGGAGGAUGAGAUCCCUCCUACCCAGGAGCCCCAGUUGUAUGAUUCAGAUGAAUCAAAAGUUAUGUUUUCACAGGAGUUUGUUCCGCAAUACUCGGGCCGUAUUGAGCCUUGCCAGCCUUGCGCAGUUCAAGUUCCUGUGCAGGCUAGCUGUGCACCAACCAAAUUCGCCUUCCCAUAUUUCUGGGAAGUGGUGAAUAGGUACACACAACCUGCACCCAUACAUUCCAUUCCUUUCCAUCCACAAGUUCAUCUUUUUUCCAACUUCCAAGGCUGCUAUUAGCUGCAUUGAUUAUGUAUAGCUGCCCUGUUGCCUUGGAUGCAUUUUUAACCCAAGGGUCAUG
Daldinia decipiens is the source of this 2091-nucleotide messenger RNA. Its product is annotated as Ran1-like protein kinase. Bases 531 to 2030 code for a protein of 499 amino acids. Lineage: Eukaryota; Fungi; Ascomycota; Sordariomycetes; Xylariales; Hypoxylaceae. The record is from RefSeq and is a predicted model, not a curated record. Gene Ontology annotation, molecular function: protein serine/threonine kinase activity; ATP binding. The transcript has 2 exons. Gene Ontology annotation, biological process: intracellular signal transduction; protein phosphorylation.